AUGGAGGAUUCAGAGGAGGCACCCCCAGAGGUUCACCAUUACGAGAGUCUUCAUGAGGUUCCAUGGGAUAUUCAGAAUUAUUGGUCGCAACGCUAUCGUAUUUUCUCCAAGUACGAUGAGGGCAUCUGGCUGACGGAUGAUGCUUGGUUUGGAGUGACACCGGAACCUGUUGCCAAUAAAAUCGCAGCUGAUCUUGCCAAGUCAGCCCCCAUUGAACGAUGUAUCCUGGUCGAUGCUUUUGCAGGUGCAGGUGGUAAUACCAUCGCGUUUGCCAAAUCUGGCCGAUGGAAAAGAAUCUAUGCAAUCGAAAAGAACCCGGCCGUCCUGCAAUGCGCCAAGCACAACGCAAAGAUCUACGGCGUCGACGAUAAGAUCACUUGGUUCGAAGGAGACUGCUUCGAAAUCCUGAAAAACCAACUCAAAGAUCUUGCGCCAUACAGUGUCAUCUUUGCCAGUCCUCCUUGGGGAGGCCCUGGAUAUCGAUCGGAUGAGGUAUUCAACUUGCGCACCAUGGAGCCAUAUUCUCUCGCAACCCUUUUCAAGGAAUAUUCAGCAUUUACACAGCACAUGGCUUUGUACUUGCCACGAACUUCGGACGUUCAGCAAAUGGCAAAAUACGUUCCAGACGGGCGUAAAGCUACCGUGAUGCACUACUGCGUGGAGGGUCACAGUAAGGCCCUGUGCAUUUUCUAUGGCGAUUUCACUCUCUGA
Messenger RNA from Penicillium verhagenii, 711 nucleotides. Its product is annotated as RNA methyltransferase. Gene Ontology annotation, molecular function: RNA cap trimethylguanosine synthase activity. The transcript is spliced from 4 exons. The record is from RefSeq and is a predicted model, not a curated record. Gene Ontology annotation, biological process: 7-methylguanosine RNA capping; 7-methylguanosine cap hypermethylation. Bases 1 to 711 code for a protein of 236 amino acids. Gene Ontology annotation, cellular component: nucleus. NCBI's taxonomy places the organism in Eukaryota, Fungi, Ascomycota, Eurotiomycetes, Eurotiales, Aspergillaceae.